GGCUGGUCAGUGCUUUUCAAGGUGAGAUUUCCAUCACCGGUGACGAGGAGAUUGGAAGCAAUGUUACCAUCACAUGCAGCUGGACUUUAUCGCAGAAUGAAGCAUUUGUUAAUGUUAUCCUGCGGUCAUUACCUGUUCCCUCUGGCGCAAGUCCUUACUAUUUUCAGUUCAAUAACGGAAUUUCAUUUGCCAUCCCAGGCAGCCAGAGCAAUAACAGAACAUCCGCUGACAGUUUUAAUGUCAGCAGUCAGCGUGCGGUUGUGAGAAUUACAAAUGUGCAGUGUGCUGAUGAUCGGAACUAUUCAUGUUUUUUUACGUAUGCACUGCCAAGCUCCGGAGCUGUCAGUUACGAAAAAACAUCCUAUUUGACAGUGAAAGCUCGUCCCAAGGCCCCUACAAUUAGGUUGCCACCAAACACCAACACUAGCCUUCUAGAAUUUUCCAACAUCAGUGUGGUCUGUGCCUCAAAUGUGGGGCUAGUAGGCCGUGGAAGCCUACAGUGGAAGAUUUACCGCAGCGGUGUUCCUGAGGUUGUCCCAGCUACAGAUCCAAGACUCGGUGCAAUGAACAAUGGUGAAGGCAGCUGCACACAGCGGGUACAACAGACUUUCAGCAUGAUUGUUAGCAGAGCUGACCAGAAUCUAACGAUUACCUGUUUUGUUCAGAAUGAUGAUUUUCAGACCCAGGUGCCAGGCGUUUGUCAGACCCCAAGCACUGAUUUAUGUGCCGAUACACCGCCAUUUAGGAUUGUUUAUGGUGUCAAUGAAACCAGCAUGAAUGUGGACUCUGACCCCCCAGGGGAGGUCUAUCAGGACAAGGCCCUAACCCUGACCUGCAAGGCUGCAGGCUUACCUGCCCCUGAGUAUACCUGGGCUCAAGUUGUUGGUGACAACAGCACUGAUGUGGACAACACAUCUCCCGGGGAUUUGAUCGGUGAUAUGUCUCGACUGGUUUUGGGAAAUCUGGUUUCUUAUGGAGGCCAGGAAUUGAAAUACACCUGCACCGCCAGCAAUAAAGUCUUGGGCCGGACUUACUCUGCAACAAAGGAGAUCACAGUUCAAGUUUUGAUGACCACCACCACACAGAGGACAACCACAACGACAACAAUACCAACAACACCAACAACGCUUGGAGGUGGCCAGUCAGUUAACGGAACCAGCGCACAGUUGGGAGAUAAGGAUG
Candidula unifasciata is the source of this 1182-nucleotide messenger RNA. The record is from the annotation of a GenBank genome assembly. NCBI's taxonomy places the organism in Eukaryota, Metazoa, Mollusca, Gastropoda, Stylommatophora, Geomitridae.